Molecule: messenger RNA, 3310 nt
Organism: Manduca sexta (tobacco hornworm)
Lineage: Eukaryota; Metazoa; Arthropoda; Insecta; Lepidoptera; Sphingidae
Gene: RYBP
Product: YY1-associated factor 2
Exons: 3
Coding region: 170-583 (137 amino acids)
Biological process (GO): positive regulation of DNA-templated transcription
Cellular component (GO): nucleus
Molecular function (GO): transcription coregulator activity; DNA binding
Source: RefSeq, a predicted model, not a curated record
UUGACGAACUGUCAUGGCGUAAAAGUGUACAAUUUUUGUGCACAGUAAAACAAAAAUAAUGAUUCUCAGACGUAAUUAUAUACGUUCUUAUACUAAAAACUCAUGUUAUAAAACAAAAAUAUCAUGAUUAACGUGUGUUUAAUAAAUUUAUAAGUGUGUGAGCGUUAAAAUGGACAAGAAAAAUGCCAUUAGGAGAGCCAAAAGGCCGUCCAAAGUGCUCGAGGAAAACUAUUGGGAUUGUAGCGUUUGUACAUACAGGAAUAACGCAGAGGCCUUUAAAUGUUCCAUGUGCGAUGUCAGAAAAGGCACGUCGACGCGCAAGCCGCGCAUCAACCCGGCGCUGGUGGCGGCGCAGGCGGCCGGCACCGCGCCAACCAGCUCGCAGAAACGGCCGCGAUCAGCCAACUCGCUCAAGAAGAAGCGACGCCACCCGCCGAGGCUUAGCAACGUGGAUCGCAGUUCCGCGCAGACUAGAGAGGUAACCGUAAGCGGCGUGACAGUAGUAAUAACAGAAUACAAACCGAAGAAAUCUGUUUCGAGCAGUUCUAGUGACGUGGAGUCUUCCAACGACGCGCGGCCCUGAUCUCCAGAUAUAACUAAUACGGAAUUAACUCAUAGAUCCUUGAUGCUUGGGUGCCGGGAAGGUGGUGCACGUGCAUCCCCCUGUCCGGAACAAAUCACAAUAAAACAUUAUUUAAUGACAACGGGAAAUAUCGACCACAGAAGCUUUAUUAUGGUUUAGCAUAAUAUACAAGUACCCGUGCGAUUUAUUGUGAAAAAAAAUAUGAUGUUGGUACUUACUAUAGUGUGUAGUGCGUAUCUCCUAAAAAUAGUCUUGGCGUCGCCGAUGCCUUGAUGUGAUCAGAAAAUUUGGAAAAUUAGAAGGUUUAUUCUGCCCUGGUAAUCGAUAGCAGAAAGUCGGAGAAGGCGGUUCUGCUGUAUUACAUGGUUAACUAGAUCUUAUCUGUCUUCUUGCUGUUUAUCAAACGAGUACAUGCAUUUCCAAUUUAAAUAUUUAAGCGAGAUUUCCAUACAUAUUUAAUAUCAGCACUUUUUUCUAUGUUUUUUUAAAUUAGUUAAAUUUUUUCGAAAGCUUAUGUCGAUGAGUACUUCAACCAUUGCUAUGUAGAUGUAUGAAACCUAGAUAGGAAGAAAGUUCGUCGUACAUUCUAAAUCAGUAACGAAACAAAAUGGCCGCCUUUGACUUACUGCCCUCUGGAUUACCACGGCUGCAUUUCUAAGGAAGUUUGGAUAAAAUGUGAACAAAAAUAAUUUCUUCUGCGUGACGUCAUCACAUCCGUUCACGCAAGUAUGUUGUGGCAAGUCAUUGGUACUUGAGAGAAAUGUGGUAAUUUUUCCCUUGUAUUACAAAAUGAAAUGAAAUAAUUUAUUUGAACCUGUAAUUGUUACACAUUAUUUAGAUUCCGUCAAUAUUAACUUUACCACCUGUUCGGAAAACAAUUCUCACCAGAGAACGGGUAUUUUAGUAAUACCAAAAUUUCUGUACGUUUUUUAAUUCGCAAAGCGUCUUUUAUGGAAUGCUGAGGGUUGGAUUAGACAUGUAAUCGUAGCUUAUGCCAGAUAGUGAAUAAAAAAGCAGAUUUUGCGUUUCAUAAUUUAUGGGCAGCGUCUUGGAUGUUUGUUCGAAAAAAUGUUUACGUUUUGUCGAAAGUUUUUUGGCAUUGGCUAUAGAGACUUUGGCGUGAGUAUUAAGGCUCACAUGCCAAGUAGCUUUUCAUAUUCAGGAUUUAUAUGUAUUUUUCGUUUAUAUUUCAGUAAGUAUUGGACUUGCGAAUUUUGUGUUUGUUUACCAAUAUUUUGUUGUGUUUUUAACAUUUGUAAUUAUUGGGAAUAUUUUGAAUUCAUGUUUUAAUUUUUAUAAAUUUCUCGAAUUUUUUGUUCUUUUUUUGUUUUGUCGUUUUAUUAUUUGUAUACAUGAAUGUCUUAUUUUUAUUGCUCGCUACAAGUUUGAUAUACGAGUCAUAUUGACGAGUGAUGAAUGUGAAUGAAUGGAAAGAGUGAACGAAUGUACGAAGGCACUAUAUGUUCCUAGGAAUGCAAGGAAGGAAAAAAUAUUUUUUUAGACCCAAUAGAGUUAAUUGAAAAGUGGAUUGAUAUGUGGGUAAUUUUUUUUCCUUCCUUGAAUAAGGUAUAUGCGUUGCGUAAUAAUACUAAAUAAUGAAAAAAAAUGUUAUCUGUUUACGUCAAAAAUUAAGGCAAGUCAAGAACUAAGAUAUUGCUGUCUUUUAUAAACAGUAUAGAGACUAAUAUCACCUGAUGAAACGUUUUUGUUGAAGGAACUUAUGGGUCAUUGCGUACAUUACUUUUAACGUCUACAUCUAUUUAUAAACUUUGACACAACGUCGUAUAUUCAUGCAAUGCUCAAAAAUAUCAUAUAUUUCGCAAUAUUGAAACCUAAGGAGUGCUAUUUUUCCAAAAAAAAAAGAGACGAAGAACGCAUAGAAUCUUUGGAACGCAAAUUUUGAAACAAACUUGGUGUGUACAAAAUCUUACGGCUACGUAAUUUUUUUUAAGCAACUGAUAUAUUUUUUAUAUUUUCGAUUAUUACAUCACUUGUUCAUUCGGCUGACCACAAACGGUCAAGACCGCGAUCUAUUUUGAGACAUUAUUUCAUGUACAAUACAAUAGUAAAAUGAUUAAAUAUAAAUUUGCAUAAUAAAUAUUAUAACUGUUUAUAAAAUGACAGCAAUAUGUAACUUAAAUAAUAAAAAAUCAUCACAUUAACUUAUUGUGAAUUGAAAUAAUGAAAUUGAACGUACCUAAACACCUUAUUAUUUAUUUCCAUAUAACUAAGCUUUAUGUAAUGCCAUUUAUUCUAUCGCUGUAACUUAUUUUUAGAUGUAGUUGAAUAUUAUUUUUGUAUAAUGAAUUAGAAAAAAAAUAAUUUGAUGGAUUGAUUGUAUAUAGAUUAGACCAGCUGGUCACUGCCAAAAUGAUAUGUAAAUACAUUCGGAGCAUUGGCGUUAGGAGGGAUAUUUAAGGGCGGCGUCACACGGUCAAUAUUUACCGUCAUUCAGGUUGAGUGUGUAUAGCGUAGUGUAAUGGCAAUAGUACUGUCAAGUUCUUGACGUGGAUGACGAAAAAUAAUGAUAGUGUUUCGCCAAAGAAUUGUAAUAUUUGUUGUAUAGAAUGGAUUUUUUGAUCAGAAAAUAAAUUUUAUGUGAAUUUGUCUCGCUUUAGGGGUUUUGUUUGAAAAGUAUAAAAUAGUAUUAGCUAUAAGGUAGUAAUGAAUUGUGGAUAGGUAAUCGAAUAAAACCCUAUAUCGAGACGGAUUCAUGUUAAAAUUCUC